Molecule: messenger RNA, 1246 nt
Organism: Leptidea sinapis
Lineage: Eukaryota; Metazoa; Arthropoda; Insecta; Lepidoptera; Pieridae
Product: coiled-coil domain-containing protein 42 homolog
Exons: 7
Coding region: 118-1113 (331 amino acids)
Source: RefSeq, a predicted model, not a curated record
AUUUGUUACGGUUGCUAGGCAACACAAUAUAUCCGUUGCUGUUACAAUAAAUUUAAGGACGAUAUUAAUCGUCUAAAAAAAUCAUCAGUUUUCUUAACAGUUUUGUGAAUCAUAAAAAUGAAGAAGUCAUUGAAGGACCUGGCCCCGAUCGUUAUCCCACAGGGACCGCCGGUGGAAUCCACCCCGGAGUACUACAAGUCUCUCAUGGAGAGCUCCAGAAUGAUCAGCAAAUACCCAGUAUGGGACGUGGCCCGGCCAACCCCACAGGUGCUGAUGGAACAGGCGCGUCGAGACCUGAUGGAAGCGGAUGAGAAGCUGGCUCUCAAGCGAGAAGAGGAACGCCGCAACCGCACUGAAAUGGAUGCCAAGUGGCAGGAGCUGAGGGAGAAGGAGAUGGUGCUCAAGGACUCCUUCAUCAGCUUUAAUAAGUUCAUCCGCGAAAAUCAAGAGAAGCGUGAGCGAGCUGAACGCAAGAUGGAGGCUGACCUCGAGGUGCUGGAGCGGAAGAGCAGGGAGACGGAGGAGAUGAAGCGAAAAGUGGAAGAGAUGGAGGAGGUGCGCGCGCUCAUGGAGAAGCAGGUCCAAGACUACACAAUAUACGAGGAGUAUCUGACAUCAGUUGUGCAAAGUUAUCCGGAGUUCAAGCAACCUUUGGACGUCCUUAACAGAUACGAAGCUCUGGCUGCAGCAAAGAAUACACUCGCUGACCGCCAGGAACGAGACCUAGAGAUGCUGGAGUCUGCUCGCCAGGAGAUCGCAGCACUCACCGAAGAGAAGAAGCUGUUCAUCAUGGGCCUGAACAACACGCUCGCAGAUUUGAGGUGGCGUUAUGACAAGGUCCGCAACCGCGUCAUAAAGUGGGAGUUAGCCCUCAACCGGCUGAAGGAGACGGCAGCGAGGCGCCACGUGGAGUUAUGCCACGUGCGCUCCGCAAUCUGGGGCCUGUAUGUGAAGAUCAGCAAGCAGAAGGGGCUGGCCAUCGACGUGCAGCCUGAUGACUUCGAACAGCAGCUGGUGGUCAUCAUGAGGGCCCUGAUCGAACUCAGGAGGAUCUACAGGCUGGCGCAGCGGAGGUCCAAAGAAAAAGAUGCAGAGUCCAUGCAGACAGCGUGAGUUUAACAUGAUCAUUUCAGUGAGGGUCUUCCUGCAUCAAUGAUUCCGCAGACUCUAAUAUUAAAUAUAUCUUUGUCUAUGUCUUUUACUAUAUAAUUUAGUAAUAAAUUGUAACGUAUUUAAUUUGUAUCAA